GCGCGCGAGCCGGCGGCGGGGGCGGGCGGCGGGAGGCGGCGGCGGUGGAGCGCGGAGCCUGAGCCCGGCCGGGCCGAGCGCAGCGCAGCGGGCCGGGGAGAGGCUGGCGCGCCCGCGGCCCCGCGAAUCCUCUGUCAUCCGCCCCGGCGGGCCGCCCCGGCGCGGGUGAAGCAUGGAGCUGCGCGUGGGGAAUAAGUACCGCCUGGGCCGAAAGAUCGGCAGCGGGUCCUUUGGAGACAUCUACUUGGGUGCCAACAUUGCUUCUGGUGAGGAAGUAGCCAUCAAGCUCGAAUGUGUGAAAACGAAGCACCCGCAGCUCCACAUCGAGAGCAAGUUCUACAAGAUGAUGCAGGGAGGAGUGGGCAUCCCGUCCAUCAAAUGGUGCGGGGCCGAGGGUGACUACAAUGUGAUGGUCAUGGAGCUGCUGGGGCCCAGUCUCGAGGACCUCUUCAACUUCUGCUCCCGGAAGUUCAGCCUCAAGACGGUGCUGCUGCUGGCCGACCAGAUGAUCAGCCGCAUCGAGUACAUCCACUCCAAGAACUUCAUCCACCGGGACGUGAAGCCGGACAACUUCCUCAUGGGCCUGGGGAAGAAAGGCAACUUGGUCUACAUCAUUGACUUCGGCCUGGCCAAGAAAUACCGUGAUGCCCGCACCCACCAGCAUAUCCCCUACCGGGAAAACAAGAACCUGACUGGCACUGCCCGCUAUGCCUCCAUCAACACUCACCUGGGCAUCGAGCAAAGCCGUCGAGAUGACCUGGAGAGCUUGGGCUACGUGCUCAUGUACUUCAACCUGGGCUCCUUGCCCUGGCAGGGUCUCAAAGCAGCCACCAAACGUCAGAAGUAUGAACGUAUCAGUGAGAAGAAGAUGUCAACGCCCAUUGAGGUCCUCUGCAAAGGCUACCCCUCUGAGUUCUCAACAUACCUCAACUUCUGCCGCUCCCUGCGGUUCGACGACAAGCCUGACUACUCCUACCUGCGCCAGCUCUUCCGCAACCUCUUUCACCGGCAGGGUUUCUCCUACGACUACGUCUUCGACUGGAACAUGCUCAAAUUCAAGGGGGCUUCCUCGAGCCAGGCUCAGCCCCAAGACAGCGAAGCUCUUGCGUCACCCUGCCCCCGUCCUUGGCCUUGCGCUGGGCCCACGUACUCACCCACUUACUCGCCCACUUACUGGUGCCCGGCGCCCCUGGGCACCCAAGGACCCCCAGAUAGGCCGGUGGAGGAGGUGGAGCCACUGCCUCCCCAAAGAUACUGGCCUGUGGUCUGGACUCCAGGGCCCCAGUACUGACACCGCCAGGGGUAUCUCGGUCCAUCUCAGCCAAGCUUGAGGAAACAUCCUGCGGGAUGGUGGGGGUGAUACUCUGUUCCAGAGAGGUGGCUGUUCAGUGGAGAGGGUGUGACAGAAAAGGCCCUGCGUGGGAUUCUCAGGAAUGGACCGACUAGAACAAGCCAGAAGAAGAGACAAUGCCGCUGCCUGGAAGGGGCUUGGUGGCACAUCACAGGACCCUACUCCAUUGAGACCUCGUCAUUGGCCUAUGUAUUGAUUCCGAGAUCAUUAAACACUUCCCUUCCCUUCGUUCUCGUGUGCCUCUCUUUUCAGAGUGGCCCUUGGCCCGUUCCAUGCAGUGUUAAGAAUGAAAUAGGCCUUGUGUUCUGGACACCAAGAUGGGCACAGUGAUUUUGGGCUCCUCUUCUCUCUGGGCCCUAGUCAGUGACCUGGGCCUGUUCUUUAAGGGAAUCUCAUAGGCCAAGGACCUUGGGGAUAAACCUUUUAUCUCUGGGGCUGGAGUGAAAAGUGGAUAGUGGGGCUCCUUCCAGCUCAGAGCAUGUUGGGAGGCAAGGUCAUGGGGCUAGCGCUUCUUAUCACACGGGGUUCAAAGCAUUGGGUUCCAGACACGUGCUACAGAAAAUUAACUGAAUCCAGCUUGGGGAUGGGCUCGUCCCUUCUCAGUGAAGCUUGAAGAAUGGAUUUUGUGUACUCUAGACCAGUGCCGCCCACUCUAGCAGCCUCUGGCCAUGUAGCGCUGACUUUCUCAUUCACUGAAAUAAUUGGAAAUGGACUCUGGCUCCUCAGUCAUCCACCAGAUCGCGCUCAGAAGACCACAAGUGGCUGCUGCUACAUCCAGCGUGGCAAAUGGGAACAUUUGUUAUUCCAGGAGGUUCUGCGGACAGUUGUUGUGGGGCUUCCUCACAGUGCUCCUUGUGUGACUGGCCAGCUGACAAAAAUCUCAAACUUGGCCAGAUGUCCCCUCCCUGCCCCAUUGUUGGUCCCUGAUCUCUCCCUGAAGUCCUCUUGGAGGCAGACACUAGAGUUCAGAGCUGGACAGCCAUUGUCUCUAUCAUGUGUGACCCUGUCACUGCGUGGCCAGCUCCAUUAUCAAGAACAUCUACAGGAGACAUCAGAAGCUUUCACAGCCAUCAACCCAAGACCAGGCCUUCUCACCUGCCCUGCAAUAAGCAAGCCAUCACCAGUACUGGACAGACAGGGCUCAACUGGACAGACAGAGAACAACAGACUGGAAGGAGCCACUUGACCUUAGAAUGACCUUCCUUGUGCCUCCCCAGGGGACUGGAAUUCCAGAGGCUUGGAUCCUGGGAAGUCUCUCUGAGAAAACAGCGGCUGUUCUAGCUGGGAGAAGACACCACACAGCCAAGGACAGACGACUGCACAGUAGAGCCACUGUGUAGAGUCACUCGUGUGACUUUGCCACUGACUUUGUGUUUCCUUGUGGACAAAUAAAGGCCAUGAAAACUC
Molecule: messenger RNA, 2758 nt
Organism: Alexandromys fortis (reed vole)
Lineage: Eukaryota; Metazoa; Chordata; Mammalia; Rodentia; Cricetidae
Gene: Csnk1e
Product: casein kinase 1 epsilon
Exons: 9
Coding region: 173-1291 (372 amino acids)
Biological process (GO): endocytosis; positive regulation of canonical Wnt signaling pathway; positive regulation of proteasomal ubiquitin-dependent protein catabolic process
Cellular component (GO): cytoplasm; nucleus
Molecular function (GO): protein serine/threonine kinase activity; ATP binding
Source: RefSeq, a predicted model, not a curated record